Anolis sagrei ordinatus is the source of this 754-nucleotide messenger RNA. RefSeq names its product cystatin-like. The record is from RefSeq and is a predicted model, not a curated record. NCBI's taxonomy places the organism in Eukaryota, Metazoa, Chordata, Lepidosauria, Squamata, Anolidae. Gene Ontology annotation, cellular component: vesicle; cytoplasm. Gene Ontology annotation, molecular function: cysteine-type endopeptidase inhibitor activity.
CCCGCAGCAGCACUUGGGCUUCCCUCCCGGGUCUGGCAGGCGCAGUCGGUCUCCUCUCGCCGCGCAAGGAUGGCUCUCUUCGGGUGGAUCGAUCUGUGGUUCGCUCUCUCUCUCGGCGUGGCGUUGGCCACCGGGCAGUCCCGGACCGGGCAGCGGAUGGUGGGGGCGCCCAUCCAGGUCUCCGCCGACGACGAGGGCGUGCAGCAGGCCCUCCGCUUCGCCAUGAACGAAUACAACCGGGCCAGCAACGACCAGUACGGCAGCCGCGUCGCCGAGGUCCUCAGCGUCAGCAAGCAGAUUGUUGCCGGAGUCAAGUAUAAAAUUGAUGCUCAAGUUGGGCGAACAACUUGUCCCAAGUCAGAAGCUAACCUGGAGACCUGUGCCUUCCAUGAAACAGCAGAACUGGCCAGGCGUGUGACUUGCCACUUUGAGGUGUAUACUGUUCCUUGGACAAACAGUAUAACCCUGAAGAAAAACAACUGUCAGUAAACAUGUAUUUACUUGGAUCAAGAGAGCAAGCUGCUGCUCUGAAAAUAUUUCCCCUUUUCACAAAGAGCAAUAAUUCAGAUGCUUUCUCAAGCGAAAGGGUUAGCUGCUAACUUGAAAUGCUUACAUAUACUUGUUUGAAACAAGUAAAUUCAUAUAGUGUUCUUUUAAAAAUAUUUGCUGUUUCUUAUUGUUAAUUAUUUAGUUUGUAACCAGUAUUAUCAUGCUUUCUUAGAAGGGGAAAAAAUAAAACUUUACGUUGUCAAGG